AUGCUCUUUGGUAAAAGGCUGCUGCUUGAAAGUCCAUCACCGUUGUCCCUCUUAGAAUCUUGUAAAUCAAUCAAGCAAGCACUCCAAAUUCAUGCACAGAUUGUUCUCAAUGGCCUCCAAUGGGACCUUUUCUCUGUCAGCAGGCUCAUCUCCUUCUUCUCCCUCUCAGAUUCAAAAGAUGGUCUUGAUCAUGCUCGUCUUCUUUUCAUGCCAAUUGAUCGCCCUAAUUUAUUCAUUUGGAAUACCAUGAUCAGAGGCUAUGCUCGCAGUGAUUCCCCUCAAGAAGCAUUUGCCCUUUUUGUGUCCAUGACCACCAAAGGAAUAGAAUCACCCAAUAACUACACCUUCCCAUUUUUGCUUAAUUCCUGUGCAAGGCUGCCCAGUGCUGAGCAGGGGCGAGAGAUUCACUGUUGCAUUAUUAAAAAUGGCUUUGAAUCAGAUGCAUACACCAGGAAUUCUCUCAUUCAUUUUUACUCUGUUUGGGGAUAUAUGGAAGAUGCCUGGAAUAUAUUUGAUGCAAGUUCUCUUAGGGAUCUUGUUUCAUAUAACACCAUGAUAAAGGGCUAUGUACAAGUUGGUCAACCUGAAUUUGCUCUAUGCCUCUUCAAAGAGAUGCAGCAUUUGAACAUUAAGCCUGAUGAAUUUACUUUUGUGGCAUUGUUUUCUACUUGUUCAAUGUUGAAUGAUUCUAAAAUUGGGAAAGAGGUUCAUGCCUUGGUUUAUAAGACUUUGAGUCCCAUUGAUUCUAAUGUUUUGAUGAAGAAUGCUAUCAUUGAUAUGUAUGCUAAAUGUGGGUCAAUGAAUAUGGCAGAGAAGGUAUUUGGCACAAUGAGGGGUAGCAGAAGUCCAGCAGCUUGGAGUUCUAUGAUAUCGGGUUAUGCUCGAACCGGCGAAAUUGAUAUUUCUCGAGAGUUGUUUGAUCAGAUGCAAGAACAUGAUGUUGUUUCUUGGACAGCAAUGAUCAAUAGUUACUCUCAGGCAGGGCGGUCAAGUGAAGCAUUGGAACUUUUUGUAGAGAUGGAAAGUCAAGGAAUAAAACCAGAUGAAGUCACAGUGGUUGCAGUAGUUUCAGCCUGUGCGCAGCUUGGUGCUCUUGGGUUUGGUAAACAGAUGCAUCACCGGUAUGUAGAAAAUGGAUUAUUUGGUCAAAAUUCCAUUCUUACAUCAUCUAUCAUAGAUAUGUAUGCAAAAUGUGGAAGCAUAGAUACAGCUCUUAAUAUAUUCCAUCAAACCCCAAAAAAUUUGAGGACCAUUGUCCUCUUUAAUUCCAUAAUCUCUGGUCUUGCUCAACAUGGACUCGGUGAGAGUGCUGUAACAGUUUUUAAAGAAAUGGAAUACAUGGGAUUGAAGCCCAAUGAAAUUACAUUCACAGGGCUCUUGUGUGCUUGCAGCCAUGGUGGUCUAGUUGAAGAAGGUAAGAAGUGGUUUGAGUACAUGUUCAAUGAUUAUGGAAUCAAACCAAAGGUGGAACAUUAUGGUUGCAUGGUUGAUAUUCUUGGACGAGGUGGGCAUCUGGAGGAAGCAUAUGACCUAAUUCAGAAAAUGCCCUUCAAACCAAACUCCGUGAUUUGGAGAGCUCUGUUGGGUGCCUGCAGAAUCCAUGGAAAUGUUGAAGUGGCCAAGAUUGCAGGCCAAAAACUACUGGAAACUGAACCUGAUCACGGGGCUCAGUAUGUUCUGUUGUCUAAUAUGUUUGCUGAUGCAAACCAAUGGGAAGAAGCUGUGAGAAUGAGGAAAGUGAUGGAAGACAGAAGCAUCGAAAAGCCAGCUGGAUGGAGUUACAUAGAGAUAAAUGGAACUCUUCACAGAUUUUUCGCAAGUCACAAGUCACACCCACAAGCGAAUGAGAUCGAGCUGAUGGUCAAGGACAUGGCUGUGCGACUGAAAUCUGCUGGGUAUGUUCCUAGCACAGCACAAGUGGUUUUCGACAUCGAUGAGGAAGAGAAGCAAACUGUUGUUUCCCAUCACAGUGAGAGAUUGGCUUUGGCAUUUGGGCUUAUAAAUUGCAGUUCCAACGAUACCAUUAGAAUAGUGAAGAAUCUUCGUAUCUGUGCAGACUGCCACUUGGUAUUCAAACUCCUGUCUAAGAUAUACAGUAGGGAGAUUAUAGUGAGGGAUGCAAUUAGGUUCCACCAUUUUUCAAAUGGGUUUUGCUCUUGUAAGGAUUUUUGGUGAUGGAAUUUGAAGUCUUAUCAUGUAUGGAAUUUUUCAAA
Messenger RNA from Malania oleifera, 2213 nucleotides. RefSeq names its product pentatricopeptide repeat-containing protein At2g29760, chloroplastic-like. The coding region runs from base 1 to 2175 and encodes 724 amino acids. Gene Ontology annotation, biological process: RNA modification. The transcript has a single exon. The record is from RefSeq and is a predicted model, not a curated record. Lineage: Eukaryota; Viridiplantae; Streptophyta; Magnoliopsida; Santalales; Ximeniaceae. Gene Ontology annotation, molecular function: protein binding; zinc ion binding; RNA binding.